AUGUCUUCUUCUUCUAGCUCUUCCGUGACCCAACCCAAAAAAUGCAAUGACACUAUCGUGGCCAUGGAGAAGGCAAGGGAGAGCCAAGAUGUGUCUUCUGCAAGCUCUUCAGCGCCCCAACCAGAAAAACCCAAUGACAUUACUGUGGCUGUGGACGAGAAUCCGGGACAAGGGUCUCGUCGAGAAGUUGUAUCUGAGAGGAGGAGUGAGAACCCUAGUGCUGUCCCAAGAGGAAGUGAGAAUAUCAUGCAGCGUUACCCACCAAAAUCUAGUAAGAUCUACACUUGUAACAUUUGCAAAACAGGGUUCCCAACAAUUCAAGCCCUAGGUGGUCACCAGAACGCGCACAAGCUGGAGAGAGAGUGGGAAAAGAAGAGGAAGGCUAUGGAAAAAGAAUUCCCCGGGUUCGCAUUUUUGAACCCUAAAAUAGACAAUUCUCAUUUGUUUUUCUUAGGUGGCUAUUCAGAAGAUGCUUUAUCAAAUGAUAAUCAUCUUGGGAUCCCUGAUGAAUCUUUCAAACGCAGAUUAAUUAACGGUGUUUAUCCAUACUUCAACUACGGAUUCUCGGACAUGAACGUUGCCGUGGUUCCUCGCAUGCCUCCUACUCACUUCUUCGGAGGAAACCCUUUCACCUACGGGUCUUAUCCAGGAGGAUUUGGGCCUAGACCCCCUUACAACACCUACCACUCGAUGCUCCCUAGAAACGUUCCUCCUUUUUGGACCAGCAAUCCUCCUAGCGGUUUGUAUCCGCAACGGAAUGUAUUGAACGAGGAGGAUGUUGUCUUAAAGCUAGGAAAUGACAAUAUUGUGGUGAUUGUUGAUGAUGAUGAUGAUGAUGUUGCUGCUGGUCAGCCACAAGAAGGGACAUCUAAGAGCUGGGGCGCUGAUUUAUCUCUUUGA
Molecule: messenger RNA, 900 nt
Organism: Eruca vesicaria subsp. sativa (arugula)
Lineage: Eukaryota; Viridiplantae; Streptophyta; Magnoliopsida; Brassicales; Brassicaceae
Source: the annotation of a GenBank genome assembly